GACGAGCAUUGUCCUCAUAAUAUAUUUAUAUCUCUUGAGCAAAGUGUAACAAAGCACAUUAUUUGGUUUCCCAAAGAAAGUUUCUCUCUCAAUGUUCAGUAGAGUAUUAAGGCACCUCUUCGGUGCAUAUGCAGCCCUCCCUUUUCUAGUGAUCCUAUCCUCGCACCAUACUUCCAGUGCCACAAGGAACACCGGCAAUUACUGCCCUCCUUCUUCUUGUGGCAAUAUCCAUAAUAUUAGCUAUCCUUUUCGAUUAAAUACCGAUCACAAAAACUGUGGCAACAAAUAUUUUGAACUUGCUUGUGAAAACAACUCUCGUCCAACUUUAUACUUGAACAUGGAAAAGUAUUAUGUCCAGGCAAUCAAUUACAGUGACUUCACAAUUCGACUUGUGAGUGCUGCUGUUCAGAAGGAUGAUUGCUUCUCCCUCCCUCAUCAAUCUCUUACACAAGAAGGGCUCCGCUCUGAGUACGAAGAAGGGCUCCGCUCUGAGUACGGCAUUUAUUAUUAUAAGAUAAAUUGGACAGACAGUUCUGUGUUAACUUUUUUAUGUUGCGAGAAUCAAAUGCUGAAUCCUCCAGAUUAUAUUAUGGAUGCUUCUUCUUGCAAAAAUGGCAGUGGUACUACAUAUGAUUCUUCUUCGUCUAGCAGUAUUUCUUCUCCCAGCUGUGUCAAUAUGGAAGGUCAUUCCUAUGUCAUGGUUGGUGAGGACAUCAUCCAGGAUGUACCUGACUUGUGCCGUAUAAAUUUGAUUUAUCCUGUGCCAGAAAAUAUGAGAAAUAUGACGUAUACAGAUGUCCAUGAUAUUUUGGUAUAUGGGUUCGAGCUUUCGUGGCUCUCUAUCUGUUGUCAUUAUAGCAUAAAGAACCGCUGCAACCUUGAUGAAGCCACCAUGAAGAACAACUAUUGUUUACCAUAUAUCAUAGAGAACUAUUUGGGGAAGCUGUUUAAACUUUAUUUUGAAGCUAUCUUUUGUCCAACCAUUGGGGAUAAUUAUUGUGAUUACCGGAUACACCCUUCAAAUUUAGCAAUCUUUCUCAUAUCGUUUUCCAUUGAAAUGCUUGUUUUUAUCGUGAUAUAUCAUGUGCUAUUGUUUCCAUGUGGGCUUCUCUGUCUCCUAACUUUACUGAUCUAUAAAUGGCGAAGACGACAUUUAUCCAUGUAUGAAGACAUUGAAAAAUUCUUGCAAAGUCAUGAUAAUGAUCUCAUGCCGAUAAGGUACACUUACUCAGAGAUUAAGAAGAUAACCAACGGAUUUAAAGACAAGUUGGGUGAAGGAGGCUUUGGCUCAGUGUAUAAGGGAAAGCUUCGUAGUGGUCGUUUUGCAGCAGUUAAAUUAUUGGGCAACUCAAAAGCCAAUGGACAAGAUUUUAUCCACGAAGUUGCCACAAUUGGAAGAAUUCACCAUGUUAAUGUUGUGCAACUUAUAGGCUUCACUGUCGAGGGAUCGAAGCGUGCUCUUAUAUAUGAGUUCAUGCCCAAUGGGUCUCUUGAAAAGUAUAUUUUUUCUAAGCAAGGUAUCGUCCCAAGGAGUGAGAAAAUAUAUGAGAUUUCUCUUGGAGUGGCUCGUGGCAUUGAAUAUCUACAUCAAGGUUGUGAUAUACAAAUCUUACAUUUUGAUAUCAAGCCUCACAACAUUCUUCUUAAUGAUAAGUUUGUUCCGAAAAUCUCAGAUUUUGGACUAGCCAAAUUGUACCCAACAAAUAAUAACACCGUGCCCCUCACUGCUGCUAGAGGAACGAUAGGAUACAUGGCUCCUGAACUAUUUUAUAAAAAUAUUGGAGGUGUCUCUUACAAAGCAGAUGUCUAUAGUUUUGGGAUGUUAUUGAUGGAAAUGGUAGGAAGAAGGAAGAACCUAAAUGCAUUGGCAAAUCAUUCAAGCCAAAUUUACUUUCCUUCAUGGGCUCAUGACCAAGUUAGUGCAGGCAAAGACAUAGAAGUACAAGAAGAUGCCACAGAACAUGAGAAGAAAACUACAAAAAAGAUGAUUAUUGUGGCAUUGUGGUGCAUACAGUUGAAGCCUGUUGAUCGUCCAUCAAUGCAUAAAGCUGCAGAGAUGCUUGAAUCGGAUGUUGAAUCCCUACGAAUGCCUCCUAAGCCUUUUCUCACCCCACAUCAGAUGUCAGGAGAUGAUGAUAGAGCUAAUCAUACAAAGUUAUCAAAUCCACCAAAUGAUUGUAUUGACUCUUCAUAUCAGUUUGGUCGUUAAUGAUGAGAUGAUGAAGAUAACAUAACUUAGCAUGUAUUAAUUUUAAUAAUGUAUUAAGUAUUUAAGCUUUAAGUUUACUUAUUGUAUCUGUUAACUAGAUGUUAUUAUCCAUUGAGAACCUCUAGACAAUAACAAUUCAAUCAA
Populus euphratica (Euphrates poplar) is the source of this 2353-nucleotide messenger RNA. Its product is annotated as probable receptor-like protein kinase At1g67000. Bases 92 to 2209 code for a protein of 705 amino acids. Gene Ontology annotation, molecular function: ATP binding; protein kinase activity; polysaccharide binding. The record is from RefSeq and is a predicted model, not a curated record. Gene Ontology annotation, biological process: protein phosphorylation. The transcript is spliced from 6 exons. Lineage: Eukaryota; Viridiplantae; Streptophyta; Magnoliopsida; Malpighiales; Salicaceae.